Molecule: messenger RNA, 1472 nt
Organism: Drosophila serrata
Lineage: Eukaryota; Metazoa; Arthropoda; Insecta; Diptera; Drosophilidae
Gene: Kua
Product: Plasmanylethanolamine desaturase Kua
Molecular function (GO): oxidoreductase activity
Source: RefSeq, a predicted model, not a curated record
CGGUGGGGCCUUAAAUCACGUGUAUAAAAACACGGCAUUUAUUUACCUUUGGCUGCGACAAAAAAAUCAGUCGGAGCUUGUCCUGACGCCCAGGCUCGCGCUGUAAUCCAUCUAUCCAUCCGCGGGUACGUGGUAAUAGCUUGCGUGCAUGCAUAAGUUUCCUUUUUUUUCGUUUCGUUCUAAUCAAUAUUUGGCAGACUUGGUCAUUUAAUUUUAAUUGUUCGUAAGACAGAAGUGGGCCUAAACAAAAGCCUGGCCCUUGUAAGACAACAACAACAACACCACAGGGAGCAUUACAAGACCAACAAACAUACCCAGUUUUGCCGCCUGACACGACACACACUGCGUAUAGACAAUGAUAAUGGCUAAAACCGAUAAGGAUAUUCUGGCCAACUCCAUGUAUGAGGAUGACCCCAAUGGUAAUUCAGCGCCCGCCACCACCAAAGACCAGGAAUCGACCCGACCAGAGGCACUUAAGGCAACCACCGAUGUUUCUCCACGCUGGGGACCACAAAAUAAGGGUGCCCAAGAACUGGCCUCGUUGUACAGUCCAGGAAAACGGGCUCAGGAACUCAUUUGCGUGUACACCUGUAUCGGCUUAAUGAUUAUAAACUUGGCUUUAAUAGUGAGGCAUAUGCGUUUGGAGCGAAUAAGUGUGGCCUUUAUAUCAGCUUUAUGUGGAAUUAUAACAGCUGACUUUGCCUCUGGAAUGGUUCAUUGGGCAGCGGAUACAUGGGGAUCGGUGGACUUGCCACUGAUUGGAAAGAAUUUUCUGAGGCCAUUUCGAGAGCAUCAUCUGGAUCCAACAUCAAUAACUCGUCACGAUUUUAUUGAAACGAAUGGGGACAACUUUAUGGUUGGCAUACCCAUCCUUGGGUAUUUGGCGCACUAUUUCUACAUUAGAUCGCCAAGCGAGAUACAGCAGCAUUUCGGUUGGAUAUCCUAUGUAUUCCUGUGCUCCAUAUUUGUGGUGAUGACCAAUCAGAUUCACAAAUGGUCGCACACUUACUGGGGCCUACCCAGGUGGGUGCUGUUAUUGCAGAGCUGUCACAUAAUCCUGCCUCGCAAACAUCACCGCAUUCAUCAUGUGGCGCCGCAUGAGACGUACUUUUGCAUCACAACCGGAUGGCUUAAUUGGCCACUCGAACGCAUUAGAUUCUGGUCAACAUUUGAGCAUAUCAUCGAGCACUGUACGGGUCUUAAGCCUCGAGAUGACGACAUGAAAUGGGCAAAGAAACUCACAUAGGUUUGCUAACCAGCGACUGUAUAUAGAAACCUUGGACCAAGCUGACUUGACCUGACAGAAGUCAACUUCAAAUGUUAUCAUCCUAUUGACAUGUUUUGCACAACAAAGUAGCUUUACAUGAGAGCAAAGCGGUUUAUUUAUUUUUUAAGUUAAACAAAUCAAAGUUAGUUGCAAGAGCAAAGAAUUUUGUAUUAAUUGUUAUAAAUAGUUGAUUAUUUUAGCUUAA